AUGAGUGGAAACAAUUUUGAAAUUAUCAUCAUAGAUGAUGGAAGCCCGGAUGGGACACAGGAAAUUGCUGAACAAUUGGAAAAGAUAUAUGGAUCAGAUAAAAUACUUCUAAGACCCAGAGCAAGAAAGUUGGGCCUCGGCACUGCUUAUAUUCAUGGAAUGAAGCACGCCACUGGGAAUUUUAUUGUUAUUAUGGAUGCUGACCUCUCUCACCAUCCAAAAUUUAUUCCAGAGUUUAUCAGAAAACAGAAAGAAGGCAAUUUUGAUAUUGUAUCUGGAACAAGAUAUAAAGGAAAUGGAGGAGUAUAUGGCUGGGAUUUGAAAAGAAAAUUAAUCAGUCGUGGUGCCAAUUUUAUAACUCAGGUUUUGCUGAGACCAGGUGCAUCAGACUUAACAGGGAGUUUCAGGUUAUACAGAAAAGAAGUCUUACAGAAACUAAUGGAAAAAUGUGUUUCUAAAGGAUACGUCUUCCAGAUGGAGAUGAUUGUUCGGGCUAGACAGUUAGGAUAUACUAUUGGAGAGGUUCCUAUUUCAUUUGUGGACCGUGUCUAUGGAGAAUCUAAACUGGGAGGCAAUGAAAUAGUCUCCUUCUUAAAGGGACUCUUGACCUUGUUUGCUACAACAUGAUAGUUUAUUCCUCAAUUAACUUUUCUAGAAAAACAUUUUCUGACAUCUGUGUGGUUUUUAAUAUAUAAUAGCAGACGCUUGAUAAUUUGUGUGGUGACCAGAAGACCUGCUAUAAACUAACAAUUAAACGAACCACCAAUAAUAAACUAAAUAUAUUGUAUCCCAAAAUGCUCCUUUCAAAAUAAAUGAACUGUAUGUUAAACUAAAAACUAAUAAAGACUAAUGCUCUAUUCUAUUUUUGUAAAAAUAAUAAAGUCUUAAUAAAGAACACAAAGCUAAAUGAUCUCUUGCAUUUAGAAAUGAAUCAUUAUUCAGCAGAAGCUAAAGAU
Messenger RNA from Nipponia nippon (crested ibis), 956 nucleotides. Lineage: Eukaryota; Metazoa; Chordata; Aves; Pelecaniformes; Threskiornithidae. The record is from RefSeq and is a predicted model, not a curated record.